AUGAACAGAGAGUAUGAAUUUCAGGUGGGGUUGGAAUUUAAAUCACUUAGUCAAUUCAAAGAGGCUGUUAAGGAGCAUGCCCUAUUGAAUGGUAGGGACAUUAGGUUUCGAAAAAAUGAUAAGGUGAGGUGUAGAGUUGUUUGCAAAGGAAGAAAGGGAAAGUGCAAGUGGGUUUGUUUUGCGAGUAAGGUGGGGGGUUCUGACUGUUUCCGGAUCAAGACGUUGAAUGGAAAGCAUACAUGUGGAAGGAACUAUAGCGGAAGACUUGCAUCAAGUAGUUCGAUCUCAAAGAAGAUUGCCAACAACAUCAGUAGAGGGGAAGAGAUGAAGCUUGCGACAGUUAUUCAGACUAUACAAGACAAAUACAUGGCCAAUAUCAGUGUUGGUAAGGCUUACUGGGCAAGGAGGAAGGCAAGAGAAGAGGUACAUGGGCGGGCAAUCCAACAGUAUGCUAAACUAAGGGAUUACUGUGCAGAGAUACUUAGGGCAAAUCCAGGAUCUAGUCUGACCAUAUUGGUUGAUAGGCCUUCUCUUACGCACCAGCCCCGAUUUAUGAGAAUGUACAUGUGCCUUGAUGCAGUCAAGAAAGGCUUCUUGGCGGGGUGUAGACCUAUUAUUGGCGUGGAUGGAUGUCACUUGAAGGGCGACCAUGGACAGCAGCUGCUAGUUGCUGUUGGCAGAGAUCCAAAUGACAAUUACUUUCCCAUUGCCGUAGCUGCAGUAGAGGCAGAGACUAAGGACAGUUGGGGGUGGUUCUUAGAGAUGCUGUUAAAUGACAUUGGAGAAUCAAGAAAAUGGGUUUUUAUGAGUGACCAACAAAAGAUGUAA
Arachis stenosperma is the source of this 828-nucleotide messenger RNA. RefSeq lists its product as uncharacterized. NCBI's taxonomy places the organism in Eukaryota, Viridiplantae, Streptophyta, Magnoliopsida, Fabales, Fabaceae. The coding region runs from base 1 to 828 and encodes 275 amino acids. The record is from RefSeq and is a predicted model, not a curated record. The transcript has 2 exons.